Molecule: messenger RNA, 2885 nt
Organism: Puntigrus tetrazona (Sumatra barb)
Lineage: Eukaryota; Metazoa; Chordata; Actinopteri; Cypriniformes; Cyprinidae
Product: cadherin-like protein 26
Exons: 16
Coding region: 58-2481 (807 amino acids)
Biological process (GO): cell morphogenesis; homophilic cell-cell adhesion; cell-cell junction assembly
Cellular component (GO): adherens junction; catenin complex; plasma membrane
Molecular function (GO): cadherin binding; calcium ion binding
Source: RefSeq, a predicted model, not a curated record
UUACUGUAAGAGUCUCAGUCUCAGUCGAGCUGGUGUGUGUGUGUGUGUGUGUGUGUGAUGAUCUGCUUCAGCAUGAGGACUCUUUCUGUCGGCUUUCUCCUGCUGCUGUCUGUCUGGAGCGUGUAUGUACGGGCUGACAGCAGGGGGAUACGACAGAAGCGCGCAUGGAUCAUUGAUUCGUUUAGUAUUGAGGAAGAAUAUUCUGGUACGUUUCCAUAUAAGCUAGGCAAGGUUGAGCUCGAUAGGUCUUAUUUAGUACAUUUGGAACUACAUGGUCAGGGUAUGGAUAAAGAUCCAAAGGGUGUUCUCCGCAUUACAGAUACGGGUGAAAUUUUUGUACUUAGAAAGGUGGACUAUGAAACGGAUAUUAACAUUCUCCAUCUGAAAUUUGAAGCAAGAAAUCAAUCCAACUAUGAAGUGGUUACAAAACUUGGGCUUCAGAUUCAAAUAUUGGACAUAAAUGACCACGCACCAGAAUUUCAACCAUCAUCGGUCUAUGAAGUGUCUGUUGAUGAGUCACUUGCUCAAGGUAAAGAAAUAACAACAGUAAAGGCAGUUGAUCAGGAUGAUUCAAGUACAGACAACGGAACAUUUGUUUUCACAAUCAAGUCUGUCACACCAAAGACAGAUAAUGUUGAAUUUUAUAUUCAGCAGCAAAAAGAAUCCGGGACAAUUUAUUUUAAGGGUUGCUUGGACUAUGAGAAAGCUCAGAAAUAUACGAUCCUUGUUGAAGCAAAGGACAAAGGGGAAAAGAUACAGCUCUCAAGUACAAGUACACUGAUAAUCAAUAUUUCAGACAAUAACAACAAUCUUCCAGAGUUCUCUGGCAAAACAGGACCAGGGAAGGUCAAGGAGAGAGAAACUGGGGUUGAAGUUCUGCGACUGCAGGUAACAGACAAAGACGUCCGUGGUUCGAAAGCUUGGAAAGCCAAAUACACAAUCCAUGAAGAUAAAAAAGAAAUAUUCAAAAUAGAAACGGACCCCGUUACAAACGAAGGGAUUUUAACAGUCAUUAAGGUAAGAAGAUGGUUGAUACUUUAUUCUCAAACCGACUACGAGGAGCAAACAAAUCACAAUCUGUCCAUCAGUGUGCAGAAUGAAAUUCCUUAUUUUUCCUGCAAGAUUAAAAAUAAAGUACCAAAUGCCAUGUGGGUGCUCGACAAAAUACCCCAAAGCUCUGAGAUGAGUGCUGGAAACCUCUAUAACCGUAUUCCAGUGACCAUUUACGUAGAAGAUGUCAAUGACCCUCCAGUGUUUAUACCCCCUGUGAAACACGUCGUGGUAAUGGAGAACAUUGAUGUAGGAACAAGUCUUACAACCUUCACCGCUAAAGACAUGGAUGGAAGCCACGUAAACACAUUUAAAUUUGUUAAAGGUGAAGAUAUUGAUAAAUGGAUAACUAUUGAUGCAAAGACUGGAAAAGUAUCCACAAUUAAAAUUCUGGACAGAGAGUCACCAUUUGUGAAAAACGCCACCUAUACGGCAACCCUGUAUGCUGUGGAUGAAGGUGUCCCUCCGCUGACAGGCACUGGAACUCUAGUCAUUCACCUGAACGAUCAAAAUGAUAACGUACCAAUAUUGGAAAAAAAUGUAGUCACUAUUUGUAUAGAUAAAGAGCCCACACUGGUCAACAUCACAGCAGUAGACCUGGACUUUCCUCCAUAUGGAUCACCUUUCUACUAUGAGCUUUUAGGAGAUGUCCUGGACAAAUGGAUGAUUGAACCAGUGUACGGCACAACAGUGAGUCUCGUUAAAGAAAAACAUGUUUAUUCAGGCCAUCACCUCCUCCAGAUCAAGAUAUCAGACCAGCAGGGACUGUACUCCAUCCAGAACCUGACGGUCACGGUGUGUGACUGCUCUGUCACUCCUAACUGUCACGUCAGGAUGGUCUCGCAGGCUCGGAUGGGGCCUGUUGCUGCCUGGAUGGUUAUUCUUGCGAUUCUUAUUCUUACAGCAGUGUGCUUAAUGAGUCUAACAAUAUCCUGCAAGGCAGAGAAAAUAAUUAUUAUGAUGGAUGAUGGGAUCGGUCAUCUCAUCACAACAAAUACAGAAAAUCCAGGAACAGACUGCACGGUGAUGUAUAAAGGACAGCAGGCUGUUUCACAGACUCCAUCAUCGCUCUACAACGAGCAGAUGUUCAACCGCUCUACCUAUAGAAAUUCCACAAGUCGUUCAUACAGAAAAAAUUUUCAGCAAUCAAGCGUCAGAUCAAGCGUUAGAAGCAAUUAUUCCUACAACAUCAAUGCAUCUUACCUCACAGGACUCAUCAACCAGAAAGUACUUGCUCUCCAAACCCGUGAUGAGGAACAUGGUAUUUACGAACCGCACUGUUACACAGAUGAAGGACAGCCUAUGGCCAGAGAUGAACUGGAUGCAAUAUCCAUUUCUGAGGAUGACUUUCAUCCAGACAUGCUUAAAAAUCUGGACAGCAGGUUCUGUCAGUUAGCAACAAUCUCCAGACCUGACCUGAUGAAGAGGUGACGGUUAUCUCAGAAAGCGUAGCCUAACUAUAAAUAUUUAGGACAAAAUGCUACAUUUUUACUACAGUUCUACAGUUGAUUUGCUGAGUGUAAAGAUCUAAAGAAUUAAAAGUUUUAGGUGAACUCAGGUUUAUUUGCUUUUGUUCUGUUGAUUUUGAUGUAUUUUUUUGUAGGCUGAUGUGUUCGUGUUGAAUGAUUUUAAGACAUUUAAUACAAAUAUAAUGGUGUUUUAAGUUGCUUAUAUGCGAGUUUGAAGAAAAUGUCUUUUUUUGACUGCAUCCUGUGCCGUAUCUGGAUCUGUUUUUUAACCUUCACUGUAAAAAUCUUACUUUUAAAUUUUUUUAUUAAUUGUACACAGAUGUGUGGGAAUCAAUGAAUUUUGAAUAAAACUCUACUAAAGCAUAA